Molecule: messenger RNA, 1889 nt
Organism: Aedes aegypti (yellow fever mosquito)
Lineage: Eukaryota; Metazoa; Arthropoda; Insecta; Diptera; Culicidae
Product: transmembrane protein 209
Exons: 6
Coding region: 148-1803 (551 amino acids)
Cellular component (GO): membrane
Source: RefSeq, a predicted model, not a curated record
UGACAUUUGAAUCGCAUCAUAACAAUCGAACUUUAGUUCGCGGCUUUUAGUCACAUUUUCAAAACCGGCAUAAAGUCCAAUGCAUUUUAAAUAAGUAAAUCUUGGUUUUUGUGGCGAUUUUGAAUACUUAUUCAUCCUAAACAAGCAAUGUCGACCAGCAGCCCAAACUCUCCUUCGCUGCGGAGUCCUCUCGUGGACCGGACACUGGAUUUGAAGCUGACCGCGCGCCGAUCGCGGGAAUGCCUCGUCUGGGGCUCUAUCAACGUUGGCCUUCUGUCCGUGCUACUGUUCGAUAUUUCCAACAAAUGCCCCUACUCCUUUUCCCAGUGGUACUAUCUGGAAUAUGCCGCCGCGGCCAUUCUCGGAUUGAGUGUGGUUUAUUACUUUGGCCGUUACUUCUAUUACGUGUUCAGUAGGGAGCCUCUUCGGGGGACGGAUUACCAGCGGAAGCUGUUGAAGUUUGAUGUGGAUGAUACGUCGUUCAUUGCCACGACUCCCGCCACCGCCAAGAAAGCACCGUUGGCCAGUUCCGGUGCCACGCCGGCCAAUAUGUCUUCGGUCAGUUUGCACUCGUUCAACGACAGCGGAAUGUCUUUGGCCUCUUCGGGGUGGAUUUUCAAUCGGGGAAGUCCAAUCCAACAACAGCCGCAGCAGGGGAACACUUCCCAAGCCGCCGGGGGAAUGGCCUCGUUCCAGCAUCAGUCCUUCGACGGGUCACUCAAUGCGAGUGCGAACAAUAACUCGGGAACGUUUUCCCCGGCGAUUCGGAAGCUGGGCAACAAGAGCGAUUUCAUCGUCGACGAAAAGGGGUUGCAGAACUAUCUGAGAGAGGUCACAAACGAAGAGAAGAACAACAGUGCCUUUCUCGAGCGGAUGAACAUAUCGGGCAGCAGCUUCAACUCGUUUUGGAACAGCUACAAACUGGACGAUAUGUCCAACCUAUUGAAGACAUCCCUGUAUCAGUUGUCGCCCUCGGCUCCGCCAAGCAAGCAAACCAUGAAGGAACACGAAAGUGGACCGUAUAAUCCGAUCGAUGCGGACGUCAGCUCGGAAGUGCUGAAGAAAGUGUCUUCGGUGCAGCUGUCCAACUAUGUCGCCAAUCUUCGAAUGUGGAUUUCGAUGACCAUCCUGCAACGGGUUGUAGCCGAAAUGCAGAGCAUCGAUCAUUCGUUCAAAACUCGGGGAUUCUCCGACAUUCAGUUGGGCAGUGUCGGUCUGGAGCGAUUGAAGAAGACGGCGGAAAAUCAGCAGCUGGUAACGCUGUACAUCCCCAAGCUUCCGCUAUUGAUUCCGUUCUUGGAGAUGUCAACUAAUCAGGAGUACCUGGUUCAGCGAAUCAAAGACCUGGCCAAAGGUAGUUGCAUUGCUGAUUACCGUUGGAACUCGGGAUCGUCCUACAAGGGAGUCAAUUGGGAUGAACAUCUGCCGACGGAUUCUGCCAUCAUCUUCCACCUGUUCUGCACCUACAUGGACAGCCAGCUGCGGCCUUUGCCGCAACCCGGCGGCCGUCCCUUCUACAAUCGCUACGUGGUCAUCUCGGACAAGAAGAGCCCGAAGGAGACGCUGGCGGAGGUGGCCACCAAGAACAAAGCCAAGUGUGCCAUCCUGUGCUCGAAUCCGAUGAAGCCCAAGUUCAACUUUGUUUCGGACGACAAGAUUCACAAUUGCGCUCAUGAUCGCAACAAUCUGUUCUACGUACUCAUUCAGUUCCUAAUCUACAUGAAGAAUCAUCAGGAAGGUCUGGUCGAGGGAAUCAACCUUGGUAAAAGCGGUAUUAACAUUUUAUGUGUUCUCGAAGAUUAAGGCUUAAUUAGUAGGUAUUCACUCUUAAUCGUUUAACUAGGUAGUUUUGACAUUGUUUCUGAAUUUAACAUGUUUUGUGAAUUGUA